AUGGACCCCUGCGUCACCUUCGUCACCGGCAACGCCAAUAAACUGCGCGAAGUCAAGGCCAUUCUUGAGCCCGCCAUCCGCGUCCAAAGCACUGCCUUCGACCUCGAGGAGAUCCAGGGCACCAUCCACGAGGUGACCGAGUACAAGUGCCGGAAAGCCGCCGAUCUAGUCAACGGUCCCGUCUUGGUCGAGGAUACCGCCCUCUGCUUCCAUGCCCUGGGCGAUCUGCCAGGCCCGUACAUUAAGUGGUUCCUGUCGGCAAUUGGUCAUGACGGCCUCAACAACCUCCUUGCCGCCUACACGGACAAGUCCGCCGAUGCCGUCUGCACCUUUGGCUACUCGGCGGGACCGGGCCAAAAGCCUAUUCUCCUCCAAGGACGCUGCGCGGGCAAGAUUGUGCCCCCGCGUGGGCCGUCUCACUUCGGAUGGGAUCCCGUAUUUGAGUUUCAAGGCCAAACAUUUGCCGAAAUGGACGGGCCCCAGAAGAACACGAUAUCACACCGCGCUCGUGCCCUAAAGCAGCUCCAGGACUGGUUCAAAGACCAGCCAGGCGCUUAUCCAGUCCCUUUGCAGCGCAGCUCAUGA
Messenger RNA from Hirsutella rhossiliensis, 585 nucleotides. Its product is annotated as ham1 family domain-containing protein. The coding region runs from base 1 to 585 and encodes 194 amino acids. The transcript is spliced from 6 exons. Lineage: Eukaryota; Fungi; Ascomycota; Sordariomycetes; Hypocreales; Ophiocordycipitaceae. The record is from RefSeq and is a predicted model, not a curated record. Gene Ontology annotation, biological process: nucleoside triphosphate catabolic process. Gene Ontology annotation, cellular component: cytoplasm. Gene Ontology annotation, molecular function: nucleoside triphosphate diphosphatase activity.